AUGACACGUUGCCUCUCAAGAUGGCGGAUAAUCUCCCUUCGGAGUUUGAUGUGAUCGUAAUAGGGACGGGUUUGCCUGAAUCCAUCAUUGCGGCUGCAUGUUCAAGGAGUGGCCAGAGGGUUCUGCAUGUUGAUUCAAGAAACUACUAUGGAGGAAACUGGGCCAGUUUUAGCUUUUCAGGACUGUUGUCCUGGCUAAAGGAAUAUCAGGAAAACAAUGACAUUGUGAUUGAUAGUUCACUGUGGCAAGAACAAAUCCUUGAAAAUGAAGAAGCCAUUGCUCUUAGCAGGAAGGACAAAACUAUUCAACACGUGGAAGUAUUUUGUUAUGCCAGUCAGGAUUUGCAUGAAUAUGUUGAAGAAGCUGGUGCACUGAAGAAAAAUCAUGCUUGUGUGACACCUGUGGACUCCUCAAAAGCUGCAGAUUUUGCCUGUCUGCCUACAGAAGAUGAGUCAUUAAGCACUGAGAGCUGUGAAGUGCCUGCAGAACAAACUCCAAGCAGUGAUCCAGAGAGUACCCUAGAAGUAAAUGAUGCUGAAGCGACAGGGGAGAAAGAAAACCAUAGUGAUGAUAAAACUUCAGAAGAAAAAACAAAUGAAAAUGUGCCUACAGCAGAGGACACUGCAGAGCAACCAAAGAAAAAUCAGAUUACUUACUCACAGAUUGUUAAAGAAGGCAGGAGAUUUAAUAUUGAUUUAGUGUCAAAGCUCCUGUAUUCUCGGGGAAUGCUGAUUGAUCUUCUAAUCAAAUCUAAUGUUAGUCGAUAUGCAGAGUUUAAAAAUAUCACCAGGAUUCUUGCUUUUCGAGAAGGAAGAGUGGAACAGGUCCCUUGUUCCAGAGCUGAUGUCUUUAAUAGCAAACAACUUACUAUGGUAGAAAAGCGAAUGCUAAUGAAAUUUCUUACCUUUUGUAUGGAAUAUGAGGAACAUCCUGAUGAAUAUAAAGCCUAUGAAGACAUUACAUUUUCUGAGUAUUUAAAAACUCAAAAAUUAACCCCAAACCUCCAAUAUUUUGUCCUGCAUUCAAUUGCAAUGACAUCAGAGACAACCAGCAGUACCAUUGAUGGUCUCAAAGCUACCAAAAACUUUCUUCACUGCCUUGGGCGAUAUGGCAACACUCCAUUUUUGUUUCCUUUAUAUGGCCAAGGAGAACUUCCUCAGUGUUUCUGCAGGAUGUGUGCUGUGUUUGGUGGAAUCUAUUGUCUUCGCCAUUCUGUACAGUGCCUUGUAGUGGACAAAGAAUCCAGAAAAUGUAAAGCAAUUAUAGAUCAGUUUGGUCAGAGAAUAAUCUCUAAGCAUUUUCUUGUGGAGGACAGUUACUUUUCUGAGAACACAUGCUCACGUGUGCAAUACAGGCAGAUCUCCAGGGCAGUUCUGAUUACAGACAGAUCUGUACUAAAAUCAGAUUCAGAUCAACAGCAAAGAACAAGUGCCUUUUACCUGUCAGCCAGUGUGCUGGGUUCUGAGGAGAUAGUGGUCACCUGAUAGCAUCUCUCCCC
Molecule: messenger RNA, 1498 nt
Organism: Marmota flaviventris (yellow-bellied marmot)
Lineage: Eukaryota; Metazoa; Chordata; Mammalia; Rodentia; Sciuridae
Source: RefSeq, a predicted model, not a curated record